CUUCCCUUCCCUCUUACGCACGACGAUGAUACCCUCGUCUACGAUCGCCCGAGACGGGCAGGCGAUGUUGCCCACUUCCCAUCACGACGGACAUGCUCCUCACUCCGAUAGCCCCAACGGUGGGGUCGACGCAUAUUAGUCCUCGCCUUCACCGCCCGGCAGCCUCCGUUGUCCGGCCUUGAGUCUGAUCUCGUAUCAAGACACUAGAAGGAGUGGGAGUGCUGAUUUGUCGGGGAGUCUUGUGGUACGAGGAGGGCUGUGACAAAAGCCGAAUCGCAUCUCUUUUUGCAUCGCCAGGAUGUAUCUCGACACUCUUCCCACCGAGAUCGUCACCCAGGUCUUCCUUUCUCUACCGACCGUUUCAUCGGUACAUGCCCUUGCUUCGACCUGCCAUCGAUUCCACUACGUCUACCGGUCGUCCAAGAAGCUCAUUAUCCUCAACCAAGCCGCCGAAGCCGAGUUUGGACCCCUCGACGAUGCUGUCCAAUUGAUCUCCCACAACGCAUCUCAGCCCGCUCACGUGCACCGUGACGUGCCUCUCUCCGACGCUCUUCUCCAGCAGAUACUCAAAGUCGGCCGUGUUGCGCAGCGCUGGGAAGAGAUAUAUCAAUUGCGGAAGUGGAAGAACGACUUUGCCAACCGCCGGCUGCUCACCAACUCCGAGCGCUACCUGUUCCGACGCGCUCUCUACAGGCUCUGGCUGUUCACAAAGGCCUUUCACAACCCAACGCACGUGCGGACCUGCCGUUGCAUCCCCGAGGUCGUGCGCGAGCGCGCAGCUCUCUUGCACAAUUUCUCCACUGUCGAGCUGGCCGAAAUGCUCGACGCGCACCGCAUCAUGCGAGACCUUGUCGCCAACACCAUCUGCCCUUCUAACGGCAAAAUCCGACAUCAAUUCCAAAAGCGCUUCCCGGAAUCCAACCAUCAGAUCCUGUUCAACAUCCAUCUGAACUACCCGCCCGCGCCAUCCACCUUCGUCCCCGACUUUGGCUUCUACAAUUCCGCAUACGGCUCUUCGAGGUAUAACAGCCGCCUGCAGCCAUCACGCUGGCACGAACCCGGAAGUGAAGGCUGGGGUGACGACAUUAGCCAUUACUACGUGGUUGAGGAUAUGAUGAAGCUGGAUCCCGCACAAUUGUUGCUUCUCCGGGAUGAGUGUCAGCUGAAGCGGCAAGUGGACGCAUAUGUGAAGGAAGUGGUCGGCGACUGGUUUGUCAAUAAUGGAGAGACGUUCAGCGAGACGUUGAAGUUUGUGCUUGCGCAGCGUGGGUGGGAGGUGGAGGAGGUCAAGGGUGCUGUGGAGGAUGGAGAGAUGGAUGUUGCGAUCGUAGAUUAAUCAUUGAUAGACCGUAGAUUGAUCUGUCUUGCUAUACUCCGUCACUGUACC
Neohortaea acidophila is the source of this 1387-nucleotide messenger RNA. RefSeq lists its product as uncharacterized. Gene Ontology annotation, molecular function: protein binding. The record is from RefSeq and is a predicted model, not a curated record. The coding region runs from base 299 to 1336 and encodes 345 amino acids. NCBI's taxonomy places the organism in Eukaryota, Fungi, Ascomycota, Dothideomycetes, Mycosphaerellales, Teratosphaeriaceae. The transcript has a single exon.